AUGCAGAACCAAGAUGCAAGUAGUGAGCCUCGGACUCAGCGUAAGCGACCGGUGCAAGGUGUUUCCCGCGACGACUCAGAUGACGAGCUGGGGACCGAGGAUAUUCCCUGGGAAUGGAUAUUCGAACACAAUGUGGCCGCACGAGAUGUUAGCGAAGAAGGCGAGUGCAAACGACGCAAAUUGGAUGGCAAGUCAAUCAUCGGUGCUCGUCUCGGUACUUUCGAGUGCCGGAUAGGGGACAUUGUUCUUCUCAAAGGCGACGGCUCAAACGAAGCUUGGGUAGCUAUCCUCUGCGAAUUCGUCGAAGAUGAUGGCGAGGGCGACAAGGCAGCCAACUUCAUGUGGUUCUCCACGGAAAAGGAAAUUCGAAACAGAGACAAGAAGCGCAGUGACUUCCACUGGAACGAAUUAUACAUAUCUCCAUCAUGGGACGUGAAUUCCUUGGCAUCGAUAAAUGGCAAAGCCAGAGUUAUGUCGCUAGACAAGUUUCUCUCACGAUACCCCUCGGGCAAGAUCCCACGAAACUCCCCUGAAUAUGGCAAAACAUUUGUGUGUCGACGCGGUUGUAAUACGAGAACAGCCACGUAUACAAACGAAUUUCUUUGGGAAGACAUAUAUAACGGCGCCAAUGAUCUUUUCGGUCUCAUGGAUAUGAUUGAGCAAGACACCAAGGCAAGCCGUAAGAAGCGGCGAGCGAAAAGUCCGAGGCCCGGCGAUGGCGGUUAUUUCCCACCACAGACACCGACAAAGCAGCGAGCAACAGCAGCAACAACACCACAUUCUCGGGGCCGCACACCACGAGGAGCAGGCAAGAAGUUAGAGUUCACACCGCUGGCGAUGCGAAGACUUUCACCGAGCAAUGUUGAUUCUUCACCUUUUCAGAUCGCGCGGUCACGGCUACAUGUGUCCGCCGUUCCCGCCAGUCUACCCUGUCGUGAGGGCGAGUUUUCUCUUGUCUACUCACACCUUGAGGCAGCCAUUACCGAGGGUACAGGGAACUGUAUUUAUAUUUCUGGCACGCCAGGCACUGGCAAAACUGCAACUGUGCGAGAAGUCGUUUCACGGUUGGAAGAUGCCGUGAUCUCUGACGAGCUAGAUGAUUUCAUAUUUGUCGAGAUCAACGGCAUGAAGAUCACUGAUCCUCACCAGUCCUAUACCCUCCUGUGGGAAGCACUGAAGGGGCAGCGCGCAAGUCCAACACAGGCACUGGACUUACUGGAGCGCGAGUUCAGCAAUCCAAGUCCACGGCGUACUCCCUGUGUGGUGCUGAUGGACGAACUAGACCAGCUCGUCACCAAGAAUCAAGCCGUCAUGUACAACUUCUUCAACUGGCCAACGCUGCGACACAGUCGUCUCAUUGUCUUGGCGGUUGCAAAUACAAUGGAUUUGCCGGAGAGAACAUUGAGCAACAAAAUCAGCAGUCGUCUUGGCCUUACUCGAAUCACAUUUCCCGGUUAUACUCACGAUCAGCUCAUGAAGAUAAUACAGUCACGUUUAGAGGGCGUGCCAGGAAACAUUGUUGACCCAGAUGCAGUCCAGUUCGCUAGUCGAAAGGUUGCUGCUGUCAGUGGCGACGCGCGACGAGCCUUGGACAUUUGUCGAAGAGCUGUCGAGUUAGCCGAGGCCGACGCGCCACCCGAUCCAUCUACACCAAGCAAGAAGGCGCCCGGAGGAGACACGGCGGAUCUAGCACGCCGCGGCCGCGUCACCAUAGCCACUAUCAAAAAGGCCAUAAACGAAGCCACCUCAAACCCUAUUCAACAGCAUUUACGUGGUCUACCAUUGACCAGCAAGCUUCUCAUGGCGGCAAUGCUCCUGCGGUUUAGAAGAACAGGCCUUGUCGAAACCACAUUCGGCCAAACUCUCGACGAGCUGCAGCGAGUAUCUGCAUAUGCGCCACGGGCCCCGUCUGGCAUGGCUCAAAUACUCGGCAGCCACGCCAAGGGCGCUGGACAGGGCGGCGCGCAUCAGCGCCACACAGGACGGCCUGGCUAUGUCCACACGGCUGCACUAGACCUUGUAGCUGCAGGCCUUAUCAACCUAGAGGCCCAACGAGCCGAGAGGAGCAGCAAAUUGCGGUUAGCAAUUGCCGACGACGAGGUGAAGAUGGCACUGCGCGAAGAUCCAGAGCUUCGUGCACUUGGAAUUGGUAUAUAA
Beauveria bassiana ARSEF 2860 is the source of this 2157-nucleotide messenger RNA. RefSeq names its product origin recognition protein Orc1p. Gene Ontology annotation, biological process: DNA replication initiation; mitotic DNA replication checkpoint signaling. Bases 1 to 2157 code for a protein of 718 amino acids. Lineage: Eukaryota; Fungi; Ascomycota; Sordariomycetes; Hypocreales; Cordycipitaceae. The record is from RefSeq and is a predicted model, not a curated record. Gene Ontology annotation, cellular component: nuclear origin of replication recognition complex. Gene Ontology annotation, molecular function: ATP binding; DNA replication origin binding; ATP hydrolysis activity. The transcript has 2 exons.